GAUCCUAUUUAACGAAUAGAACCCAAAUGUGCUCCGUUAAUGGCGCUCUGUCGAGCACGAAGUUGGUUACAUGUGGAAUCCCUCAAGGUUCAAUUCUUGGCCCACUCUUAUUCUUAAUCUACAUUAAUGAUCUGCCUAACAGUUUGGAGUACUCGUCGACAAGAAUGUUUGCCGACGAUACGACUCUAACUGUAUCUGACAAGUCAAUUCAAGAUGUAGAGGUGUCUAUAAAUCAUGAACUUACCAACGUUAAACAAUGGCUUUCUGCAAAUAGAUUAUCUCUUAAUCUAGUCAAAACUGAAUAUCUACUAAUAGGAUCACGGGACAACAUAAAUAAUUUACUUGGUGCUCCAAAUGACUUUGUUGGUGAUACACCAAUUAAAAAGGUCGAAGAAGCAAAAGCACUUGGAGUUCAUAUUGACGAGUUUCUAUUGUGA
Molecule: messenger RNA, 437 nt
Organism: Paramuricea clavata
Lineage: Eukaryota; Metazoa; Cnidaria; Anthozoa; Malacalcyonacea; Plexauridae
Source: the annotation of a GenBank genome assembly